Molecule: messenger RNA, 3722 nt
Organism: Etheostoma spectabile (orangethroat darter)
Lineage: Eukaryota; Metazoa; Chordata; Actinopteri; Perciformes; Percidae
Gene: mcama
Product: melanoma cell adhesion molecule a
Cellular component (GO): plasma membrane
Molecular function (GO): laminin receptor activity
Source: RefSeq, a predicted model, not a curated record
CAUGGGCCAAGGUGGAUCUGAAUAUGCAUGAGGGUGUUGAGGUGUACCUGGGUGACUCGGCUCAGAUCCCCUGCCGGUACAACUUCACUGAUGCCGACAACAAGCCCAGCUUUUUCAUGAUCCAGUGGUUUGUGAGAGCUUUCCGGCAGCCAGCCAGCCCACGCACACGGAUCUUCUACGGUGAUGACAAGCAGCAGAUGGUGGACAACAACACGGACUACAGCGGUCGCAUCCAGGUGACUUCAGACCAGCAGGGAACUCAGCUCACCAUCCAAGAUGUCCAGCUCAGCGAUGAGAGGGAAUUCUUCUGCCAGGUUAACGGGCUGGUUGCCGGGAGCGCUGAGGGCAAGACCCACCUCCGAGUGUUUGCUCCUCCAGAGGCUCCAGUGAUCGAGGGUGUAACUACAGGAAUAUCUGUGACCAAUAAGGUGCCUUCUAAGGUGGCAUCAUGUGAGGCUCGCAAUGGCUACCCUAAACCCAACAUCACCUGGUACAGGAACAGCAUGCCUCUGAUGAAUACCCCAGGAUAUGUAAACGUUUUGAUCCUGGUGACCCGGAAGUCCAAUGUCUCCGGGGUCUCUGUCCAGAGCACACUGAACUACAAGGUGGUUAAGGAGGACAAGGAUGCCCAUUUCUCCUGUGAGGUCAGCUUCUUUGUCCCGGGAGCCAUCAGGACAGUAGAGUCCAACAGCAUCAACAUCACUGUUCACUACCCCACCACCAUGGUGGAGCUGUGGAAGGAGUCGCCCCAGGGCUUGGUUAAAGAGGGGGAUACUGUGGAGCUGCGUUGCCAGGGUGAUGGCAACCCCCCGCCAGUCUUCAUUUUCAACCGAGAACAAGAGCUGGAUGUGGACUUGGAGAGCAACCACGGCAAUGUGUUGAUGCUGUCCCCAGUAACACGGAAAGACAGCGGCAUCUACCAGUGUCGUCCUCUGGACUCUGAGGUCAAAGGAGAAAUGCAGCUCACUGUGAACUACUUGGACCCAGCUGUGGUGGUCCCUAAAGACUCUGAGGUCAUGCUGAAAGGAGAAGAUCUGACUGCGACCUGCAACGCUCUGUCCUCCCUGAAAACAUCCACUGUCUGGUACAAGGAUGGGAAGCAGGUGGGUAAGGGGAACACAUUGCAUCUGAGGGACGCCACCUAUGAAACAACAGGAGAGUACAUUUGUGAGGUGACCGUUCCCUCCCUGCCGACCCUGCACACCAGCGGCUCCGUCCACAUCAUUGUCCAAGGUGGUCCCCAGCUGGUGGGAGUAGAGCAGGAGGUGCAGCUGGAGGAGGCAACAGGCAGGAUGGUGAACCUGAGCUGUGAGGUUCAGGGCCAUCCGCUGCCCAGCCUCUCCUGGACCAUCAUCGGCAGCCAGAACUGGCACGAGGUGGUGAACAAGGCAAACGAGCACAUUAUCCACAGCGUGGUGUCGGUCAAAGUCACCUCGGACACCAGCGCUCUGUGCAACGCUUCCAAUGACCUGGGCACUGAGGUCAAGGCUUUCAGCAUCAGAGCCAUUCCCAGAGUGACUUCAGCUGCUCCCUUCUCUCCUGCUGAGGGCAGCGGGGUGAUCAUCGUGGUGAUCAUACUGUGUCUGCUGCUGCUCGCCGUCCUCGGCAGCGUUCUCUACUUCCUGCAUAAGAAGGGGAAGAUCCCCUGUGGACGCUCUGGGAAACAGGAGAUCAGCACCAAAGAGAAGACCACCAAAGAUGACAUCGUCGUGGAGAUGAAGACCAACACAAAGAAUGAGGAAGCUGUCCUCCUGAAGGCUGUCAACGGGGACAAGAAGGGCCCUAGUGACCAGUGAAGUCCCUGACGCUUCAGCAACGAGGAGGACACAUGAAGCCAGCAGUCAGUCAGUCAGUGUGAUCUGAGACCUGCAGGGUAACCCCCACCUCACAGUCCCGACAUUCCCCCAUCAUGCUUUGUUCUCAGCAGUAUUUAGUAGAUUUACACAGGAACACAUCGCCACAUACUUCCAUUACACACACACACACACACACACACACACACACACACACACACACACACACACACACACACACACACACACACACACACACACACACACACACACACAAACAGGUAUGUAAAUACUCAUGUGUAUUUUCCUUUGAAUGAAUGUUUGCCUCCCUGACAUUCAGUUCCUCCAUUUGUUUUGUACCAUUCCCUUAAACUGGUCCGCGUGUGUACGAUGGUGUCUUGUGUUGCAUCAUCAACUUUUUUUUAAUUUUUUUUUUUAUGAAAGUGUAUAUAUUAUAUAUAUUUUGUUAUUUAAGAUAUUUUGGCACUCCGAUUUUCAACUGGCGCUAGCGUCUGGGUCAUGUGCAUGUUGAUCCGUGUUCAUGGAGUCCAGGCGAGUUUUGGGACAUGACGUCAGAGACCAAGCGCUUCACUGUUCCGUCACAGAGAGAAGGCUCGUCCGUGUGACACUUUGAUUUGUUUUGAUUGACACCAAUAUCUGUAAUUUAACCAAAAACUGACGACUAUUGAGGCGUGUCCCUGAGACGGGACGUCUUGUUCACAACACGAUGUGUAAAACCUGUCCGUCAGACACACUGGCAGCCGUGUUCUGCAAACUGCUGUCAAGCCCCUGUUCUGUUUGUAAAUACGUGGUAGUGUACAGAUCUGCUAGUGGUGGCCUUGGACUGUUACUGGUGUUACUGGAGGCCGAAGGGUCAAAGGUUAGUGAUGUGCUGUGCCUGUUUUUGAGAAUGCAUCAUACACUGAAUUAGUUUUUUCUUUGGUUUGCUCUGUGUGUUUUCUUUGUUUCCGCUGAGAGCUCGUUGGGCCUGAAGAAGGGUUCCAGUGUUGGUGCAUGUUUGACACGUUCACCGCAGACCGCUCUUCCCUUCUAGGCAGCCAGACGUUUCAGUUUGUUUCUGCACAGUUUGAGAAUCAACUGGCAGACACUUAAAUCUAGUUUCAUGUAGAUACUCUAUCACAGUAGGGCUGCACCAUAUGAGGAAAAUAUCUAAUUGCAUUUUUUCCUGACUGAUAUUUUGCUAUAAUUCACGAUAUAAGAGGGAAUGAUGAUUAUUCUCUUUUUUUUUUUUCGAGAAUCUGUACCAAACGAAGACUUUUUUUCUUGAGUCUGUAAGAUACGAUUCGGAGGCCGGGACGUCUCUGCAGCACCACAAUAUUUUAUUUUAGAAUUUUACGUAUUUUGUCUUUAACAAAUUACAUUAGUCCAUGUUGCGAUUUCAUAAAAAUUGCGAUUAAUCGUGCAGCCCUACAUCACAGGGAACAGUCUCCUGUUCAAAGUUACGAUCUUUCCCCAUCCAUGGUAGUCUGCUCUGCGUUACAUAACUUUCAAGAUGUUUUUUGUUGUUUUUGUUUUAAAUUCCUAAAGGGAAUGUAAAAUCGUGUCAGUGAAAGGGAGAAUUACAUCUAAUGUCCAUAAUGUCUAUCUGCAGCUCUUCCCAGUUUGUCGUGUAUUACUACGACAUUCAAGUCCCAGAGCUCAACGUUGAGGGGAAGAGCUUACAGGGGAAAAAAUAAAUUCCUGACAAUCUUUGAAGGUGUUUCCAGAAAGUCUCUUCUAACAUCUCUAUCAAACCAUAUUCUAAGAUGCAACUGUGCUUCCUAAAACUGCCGGUGGAUAUCACAUUGCUUUUUUAUUGUGCAUGAAAAGACUGAUUAAUCCAAAACUGUCCCCAUUAACUUCCACAAAGAGGCCGCUACUCUUUCUGCUGUCCACACAAAAGCAACCAUUUAAAAUCAAAUAAAAAAA